Lepisosteus oculatus (spotted gar) is the source of this 3393-nucleotide messenger RNA. RefSeq names its product polo-like kinase 3 (Drosophila) (gene plk3). The record is from RefSeq and is a predicted model, not a curated record. Gene Ontology annotation, molecular function: protein binding; ATP binding; protein serine/threonine kinase activity. Lineage: Eukaryota; Metazoa; Chordata; Actinopteri; Semionotiformes; Lepisosteidae. Gene Ontology annotation, cellular component: spindle pole; nucleus; cytoplasm. Gene Ontology annotation, biological process: Golgi disassembly; DNA damage response; protein phosphorylation.
GCAUGUACUGCUGAGGCUGGAGGAGAGGAAAGAGGAGGCUGUUACCAUUUAACAGAGGAAAUAUAUUGGCGGUGUGUUUGGGGCGUUAAUGAAUGGAAUCAACGUGCUUCUCCAGCUCUCAGCGCCUCGCUUGCCAGAUCAUGAAUCCGGACUUAUUUAAAGCUAGUCCUGAACGGGCUGCUGCUCACCCGGCGAAACCGAACCGAGGCAAAUUGGAACAGUCCCGAUCGGAACUGGCUCAUGUCGUGAACGAUUCCAAGACGGGGAGAUGUUACUGCAAAGGAAAACUGCUGGGAAAGGGCGGAUUUGCACGCUGCUAUGAAAUGACGGAUAUUGCCAACAACAAGGUGUAUGCUGUGAAAGUAAUACCCCAAAGCAGAGUGGCAAAACCGCACCAGAGAGAAAAGAUAACGAAUGAGAUUGAGCUGCACAAAACGCUUCAUCACAAACACAUAGUGAAGUUCUCUCAUCAUUUUGAAGACCAAGAAAACAUCUACAUAUUCCUAGAGCUUUGCAGUAGAAAGUCUCUGGCGCACAUAUGGAAGGCACGGCACACAUUGACAGAUCCCGAAGUGAGAUACUACCUCAAGCAGAUUAUAUCAGGACUGAAAUACCUCCACAACAAAGGGAUUCUUCACAGAGACCUCAAACUAGGUAACUUUUUCGUCAAUGAGAACAUGGAGUUGAAACUGGGAGAUUUCGGAUUGGCAGCCAAGCUUGAACCAGUGGAACAGAGGAAAAAAACUAUUUGUGGUACCCCAAACUAUUUGGCUCCUGAAGUCCUGAACAGGCAAGGGCAUGGACCAGAAUCUGAUGUUUGGUCACUGGGUUGUGUCAUGUACACCUUACUGUGUGGUAACCCCCCCUUUGAGACUUUGGACCUAAAGGAGACCUACAGGUGUAUUAAGGAAGUAAAGUACACAUUGCCGCCCUCCCUUUCACCAGCUGCUCAGAAGCUGAUUUCUGGGGUUCUGCAGCGCAACCCCUGUGAUAGACUGACGCUGGAUCAAAUCCUCAACCACGAGUUCUUCACUAAAGGUUUCACCCCCGACAAACUGCCUCCCAGUAGCUGUGUUAUGGUGCCAGAACUUAACCCUCCGAGUCCUGCCAAAAAGUUCUUCACAAAGAUGGCCAAAAGCCUCUUUGGCAAAAAGAAAUCUAAAGUUGAGAAGAGCCCUGUUGAGGAACAUGAUGAGAUCUCCAAGCUGGUUACUGGAAUUGUCAAGAGUUCGAUCAGCCGACAGAUGAGCUACAAGACUGUGGAGGGAAACGAGGCUACCUCUCCCAGUGGACAGCUCGCCAGCUCUGUCCCAUUGGACACCCAGGCUGAGGAAGAAUCCAGGAAGUCCACUUCACGAUCCUUCAAAGGCGUGGCCAGCAAUACGGAGGCCUGUGAAGAUGGCAUCACUGCUGCUGCAGUGGCUGACUCAGCAAUUAAGGUUUUAAAUAACUGCUUGUCUUCCAUGCCUUUAGCUUCAAGGAACCCCCGCUGUCUGUCCAGGCCCAAGCCUUUUAUAUGGGUCACCAAAUGGGUUGAUUAUUCCAACAAGUAUGGGUUUGGCUACCAGCUGUCCAAUCAGAAUAUUGGUGUGCUGUUCAACGAAGGGACACACAUCAGUCUGUGUGAUCAGCGCAGAACUGUCCACUACUAUUUGACGGAUAGUAAACACUUCACAUUUCCGGUCUCGGCGGUGCCUGAACAGCUUCGAAACCAGAUGCAAAUUGUCGAAUAUGUUGCGAACUACAUGGAACAGAACCUGAUGGAGGGUGGAGACCUCCAGUGUCGUGAAUACCAGGGAUCCUCCUCCCUGCUCCUGCUGCAGUGGGUGAAGACGGACCAUGCAUUGGUCAUGCUCUUCAGCAAUGGAACGCUGCAGGUGAAUUUCUACACGGACCACACCAAAAUCAUCCUGUGCAAGUGUGAUGACUCCUACCUCCUGACCUACAUUAGUAAAGAGCGAGUAUCCUACACCUUCAAACUGAGCACUCUGGCUGAACAGGGCUGCUCUGCGGAGCUCCGCCACAGGCUCAGAUACGUCAUGCAGCUGUUACAACAUCGGGCAGACCCAUAAAUAAGAGGACUCCUAUGGACUCCAAAUCUGGAGCCAUUAUUCUCUGCUUUGCUUCUAUUGGGGAGCGGAUGAUGGGACUUUGUUACAGGGAAUGUCGCAAGGUCUUUGGCUAGUGUCUGGCCUCUUUGGACUAUGGUGCACAGAUUUUUUUCUUUUUUUAAAAGGGGAGAGGCAGGGGUUUCUUUUGACUGCAAUAUCACUACUGUCUUGACACCUGCGCACAACUUGAUCUACCUGCCAUUACCCAACCCUUCUGCUGCUGAUCGUGUAGAGGUCACAAAUAAUGGGUAACUACAGAACCCACAUUCAUUGUGUCUCUGUAUACUCGGCCAGUAGGAGCUUUUUAUUUUUUUUAUGCUUUAAAAUCACUUGUUUUAAGCAUUUCUUUUUAAAGAAGGAAACAUUCAAUUUCACGAAUGGUGCACAUAUAAUUGGAGAAAAAAAAAUGUGGAAUUUGCACUGUAAAGCUGUUGGGGGGAGGGGGGGGUUCUUUUAUCACCAUUAUUGGCAGUUUAUUUUUAUUUCAUUUUUAAACUAUAGAUGCCAAAUGUAGGUCAUUCCUUUUAAAAGUUUAACAAAAAUAGAACUGGGAAGGAAAAAGUCUUAGGUUCUGGUAGAAGAAAGUGGUUGUGGUCUGUGAGCUGAUGGAAGUAAUGACCAAACUUUACAUAUGAAUGUGAAAGAAAGGAGAAAGUGCCUUUUGGUGAUGUGUAUAAUGUGCAAUAAUUCUCCUCUGGGUCUGUUUGAUAGGGUUGAAUACACGGUAAAAGGGAAUUUGAGAUGACGGGUGGGAAUAUAUUUUGAAAAUAUGGCCAGAUAAGGGAGAGAAUUCUGAGAAAAUAAGGUUAGCGAUCAGUAUAUCCCUACUUUCAAGAAAGGAUAUAUUACAAGAUCAAACCUGGUCUUCACUAUGGAGUCAAAAGCUUCAGAUUUAGAUCAUAUUCUUUGUCCUUGUAAUUUCAGUGACUUGUUAGUAACUGUUAACUUUUUUUUUGUUAGCUAUGUGAUGUCUCAUUCAAACCUACCCUGAUAUCUUAUUCCUGUGUGAACUGUGACUUUCAGCCUAAGUGUUACAAAACCUGCAAAAGUAUUGUGAUUUCAGGAACCCAAAAAGGCUUCAUCAAUGACUUCUUUCACUGCAUCUGGAGAUAUUUAACUUUUUUUUUUGUCAACCACAUUGGUCCCGUCUUUAAUAAUGUAUUUAUUUUUAUUUAUGUUUUCUUAUUUAUUGAUGUAUAUCUUGAGUGUAGUGUGGACAGCAAGAAAGGUGAAAUGUGACCACUUUUAUGUGUGGGUGUAAUAAAGCUUCAUGGAAAAAACA